AUGAAUGAUGAAAAAGUCCUCAAGAAAGGGGAUAUUGCGCUUCAUUCAGAUAGCUCUGAUUGCUGGAUCAUCGUCAACGGAAAAGUGUGGGAUGUAACAAAUUUCCUCGUCAAUCACCCUGGCGGGGCAGAUGUCAUAUUCUGUCAUGCUGGAAAAGAUGCCUCCUUUGCGUAUAAUCAAGUACACGACCCUAACCUGCUUGGACAAACGCUACCAUCGACAUGUUUGAAAGGAACGGUCAUCGACGGAAUACCAUCUGCAACACCACAAGAUGUCAAUACCGAGCCCCCGAACAUCGACUCAACAGCUGAAAAGGCACUGCCCCCACUCUCAAGUAUUUUAAGCACACAUGAUCUUGAAGCGGUUGCCAAACAACAUCUCUCCAAAAAAGCAUGGGCUUACUAUUCUUCUGCCGCUACAGAUCUCGUCUCUGAACGAGCAAACCAGUCGCUAUGGGACAGGAUUUGGUUCCGUCCACGGGUCCUGAGGAAUGUGAGGAACGCCGUCACAGAGCGAAAGAUUCAUGGAGUCAAGACGUCAGUGCCAUUCUAUGUAGCUCCAGCUGCAAUGGCAAAGCUUGCUCAUGAUGAUGGAGAACUGGCUAUUGCAAGAGCAUGUGCAGGAAAUGGAGUUGUACAGUGUAUCUGUAUAAACGCAUCAUAUCAACUAGAAGACAUCAUCAAUGCAGCGCCGCCUGGAACACCGUUUCUCUUUCAACUGUACGCCAACAAGAACCGCGCGGCAACUGAAGCUAUACUCAAAAGAGUCUGGGCCACCGGGAUACAUGUUUUGUUCUUGACUGUAGACGCACCGGUUCCGGGCAAGAGGGAGGCGGAUGAGAAAGUCAAGACGAGCGCAAUGAUCAAGACACCCAUGACAGGAACACAGAGUGCUAAUGACCAUCGUGGUAGCGGAUUGACCAGAAUAAUGGGUACAUAUAUCGACGACCAGCUGAACUGGGACGAUUUGCAAUGGCUGAGGACUAUCUGGAAAGGAAAGAUAGUGUUGAAGGGGGUUCAGUCCGUAGAAGAUGCUAUGAUGGCUGUAGAAGCUGGCGUGGAUGGUAUCACAUUGAGCAACCACGGUGGAAGAAACCUCGACACUUCCCCUCCGGGCCUCAUGGUUCUUCUCGAGCUCAGGAAAUUCUACCCCGAAGUAUUUGAGAAAAUACAAGUACACCUUGACGGAGGCAUACGACGAGGAACAGACAUUCUCAAAGCAUUAUGCCUAGGUGCUACCAGUGUCUCCCUAGGCCGGCCAUUCCUAUACUCUGUUCUAUACGGAGAACAAGGUGUCCAGCAUCUCAUCCAAAUCCUAAAAGAUGAAUUAGAAACAGCAAUGAGACUGGUCGGGAUUACGGAUUUGUCUCAAGUCAAUUCGAGAUUCGUGAAUACGAAGGAUCUAGACUACCUUGUUAUGGAUUCGAUCGCCAAUGGGGAUGGAUUUGUGCUUAAAUCGAAGAUUUAG
Talaromyces marneffei is the source of this 1467-nucleotide messenger RNA. RefSeq lists its product as uncharacterized. NCBI's taxonomy places the organism in Eukaryota, Fungi, Ascomycota, Eurotiomycetes, Eurotiales, Trichocomaceae. The transcript is spliced from 5 exons. Gene Ontology annotation, molecular function: oxidoreductase activity; heme binding. Bases 1 to 1467 code for a protein of 488 amino acids. The record is from RefSeq and is a predicted model, not a curated record.